Lathyrus sativus (Indian pea) is the source of this 225-nucleotide messenger RNA. Lineage: Eukaryota; Viridiplantae; Streptophyta; Magnoliopsida; Fabales; Fabaceae. The record is from the annotation of a GenBank genome assembly.
AUGAAUGAAGCUUGCUUGGACAAACUUGGAUGGCAAAUGCUGCACGACGACGAUAGUUUAUGUAAGCAGAUUAUAUUGGGGAAGUAUGCAAGGCAAAAUGAUUACUCUAAUUGGGUUGCAAAGAAUACUGACUCCAGUUUUUUGAAAAAUAUGGCAAAGAUAUGGCCUAAAAUUGUUAAGCAUAGCAUGUGGUAUGUGGGAAAUGGUUUGAAGAUUGAUGCUUAG